AUGUUAAGUCGUUGUGCUCGAGGAUUCGCCGUUCCCGUCCUCAAGGGUGUCCUUCAUGUAAGCUGAUUUUUUUUUUGGUAACAAGCUUUGAUAAUGAUGUAGAACAUUCAUGGAGAAUUUUUCAAAAAAAAAAAUGAGACCAAUUGAAAUUUUGACAUCAUAUUUUUUUCUGAAACACUAACAUGAUUUAAAUUCACUUUUUUUCAAAUAACUGCUCCCAAAAUAGAGGAAACCUGCAGUUAUGCGUUUGAGCGUGAGAGAAAAAACAACUCAAUACAAGUUUUUGAACUCAGUAUUAAUGGUUCUCUUUUAAUGAAUAAAGAUUGUAAAUUGCUCUCGGGAACUCUAAAUUUUUUUAGUUUACGAAGUUUUUCCACAAAGUUGUUUUGAUUCAAUAUUAUGAGGAUUCGAAAUAUAUUUUUUUGUUACAUACAAAAACCUUUUUUCCAGCCCACGCGUGCUACCAGCAGCAUCGCUCACACGAUGAAGGUAGCCGAAAGAAUCGAAAAAACUCGCGAGAAGGCCCUUCAAGGUGGAGGCCAGAAACGUAUCGACGCUCAGCACAAUCGAGUAAAUUUUGAUGAUGAAUUCUAUGAAAAUAAACAGAGAAUAUUUUUCAAUGUGUUUUUUUUAGGGAAAACUUACGGCUCGGGAGCGACUCGACCUUCUUCUGGACCGCGGUUCAUUUCGAGAAUCUGACAUGUUUGCGGAGCACACGUGCACUGAUUUCGGAAUGCAGAAGGAAAAGGUACAGUUUCUAUAUGUUAACGAAAAAAAGCUUCGAUAUUACAUAGUUUCAAAUUAUUGAAGCGUUUCGAACCGACAAAUUUUUGCAAAGAAAAAAUUCUUUCAUGAAAAAAGGAAAAACCUGUUUUAUCAAUAUUUUAUUGUAAUAUUUCUUCUAUUCAUCUCAAAGAUAAAGUUACUGAACUCAUGAAAAAAAUACGCUGAAAUGAAUUUUUUUCUUUUCAAAAAUUUGAAAUUUUGUUAACGAAGUUUAUUUUUAAAAAAAUAUUUUUUUAUAUUCGUUGAUAAAAUGUUCAUUAUAGAGUCAGAUCAGAGUAAGAGCUUUUAUAAUUACUUAAAUCAAAAAAAAUUGUUGUAAAGCAAAAACUAAGUUUUUGAAUUUCAGUAUCCCGGUGAUUCGGUCGUGACUGGACGUGGAAAAAUCAACGGCAGAACAGUUUUUGUAUUCUCUCAAGACUUCACUGUUUUCGGAGGAUCUCUUUCUUCAAUCCACGCCAAGAAGAUCGUCAAAAUCAUGAAGGUCGGAUUCCUCAAUAAAUCAAUAAAAACGACAAAAAAAAUAAUCGAGCGAAGUCCGUUAUUUGUGUGCAGAAGUUUCCAGAGACCAAGUGGAAAAUUCAGCAAAAAUGUAGCAAAUCGGAUGUAGAAUCUGAGAAAAGCUUCUCUGUGCCAUAAUAAAAAUCGAUACGAAAUCAUGCUUUUCUAUUCAUUUUUAUUUAGGACGCAAUGCUGGUCGGGGCGCCCGUCAUCGGACUGAACGACUCUGGCGGCGCUCGAAUCCAAGAAGGAGUCGAUUCUCUCGCUGGUUAUGCUGAUAUUUUCCAGGUAUUCAUAUUUUCUGAAUUAAAAAAAUCAUAUUUUUGGAAUUUCAGGCUAACGUUCUAGCUUCUGGUUGCAUUCCACAGAUCUCCUUAAUCAUGGGUCCUUGCGCUGGAGGAGCUGUGUAUUCUCCAGCUCUCACUGAUUUCACUUUCAUGGUUUGCGAUUUUUGAAAGAAAGAAAAAUAUUUCACCACCAUCAAGAUAUAAAGAAAACCAACGAAAAAAAAAUGAAUUUUCCCGAUUUUUCUGGAUAUCAAAUAAACUGUACAAAAAAAAGUUUGAAACAAAAUGUAAAAUGAUCGAAAGAAACGAGCGACUCGUGCUUGCUCAAAAUGCCUCGUAAGUAUGAUUACUGUUUCAAAAAGUGAUGAAAAAAAGUCAAAAGGUCCAACUAUAAAUUUGGAAGAAUCAUUACCCCAACUUUAAAAAGUUUCAAAUAGGUUUCAAAUUUAUUAUAACUGAAUUAUAAAUGUCCUGAAAAAUAGAAUUUCAAAGAUACUCAACAUUUACGAGGACACAGUAAGAUAAUAUAAAAAAAAGCUUGAAGAAUUCUGGAGGAGCUCCUUUUUUUUCAUUGAUAACUUCAGGUUCGAGACACGAGUUAUUUGUUCAUCACUGGUCCUGACGUAGUAAAAGCCGUUACCAACGAAGAAGUAACUCAAGAAGAACUUGGAGGAGCUAAGACACAUACCGUUACUUCUGGUUAGCGUUAUCCCACAUUUCUGUUUCAAAAAUAUAAAGAAUGAAACCAUAAGACAUUUUUUUCCAGGAGUCGCCCAUGGCGCUUUCGACAACGACGUUGAUGCUCUGAUGCGAAUGCGGGAACUUUUCAACUAUUUGCCACUUUCCAACACGGACAGUCUGCCAAUCCGAGCUUGUGACGACCCGUGGUAUAAUUUUGAAAUGUUUCUAUAAAUAUGAAAAAAAAUUCUACUUGAUUUUUAUGAUUUUAGAAAAUUUCCAUCACUUUUUUAAAAAUUUCGCGAAGAUCUGUUGAGAGUUCCUGAGUUCAGAUCACACAAAAACGUAGAAACCUGUCCAAAACUUGACUGAAAGUUGAAACUGGAAAGUUUGUUUUACACGUAUCAAAACGACCAUUCUUGCAGCUUUUCAUCAUAUUUUUGAGCUGCGGCCUUUUUUUAAGGAUAUGUUACGGAGGUUCGAAAAUUCCAUAUUUCUUUGAUGUUCUUCAUUCACAGCCGAAAACAGUAGUUUUUGAAAUCAUAUGUCCGAUAUUUUAAGAUUUAACGGUUUAACGAAACUUGAGACUCGUAUAUCAAGAAAUUCUAGAAAAAAAGACCUUAAAAAAAAAACUUGACAGGGAUCGCGACGUUCCAUCUUUGAACACUGUCGUUCCUUUGGAAAGCACAGCCGCCUACAACAUGAAAGACGUGGUCUCGGCUUUGGUUGAUGAGGGAGACUUUUUCGAAAUCAUGCCGGAUUACGCUAAGGUGCAAUUAAAAAAAAUUCCGAAUUAUCUCUUUAUUAUCAGAACAUCGUUGUCGGUUUUGCUCGAAUGAACGGCAGAACCGUUGGAAUCGUUGGAAACAACCCGAAAUUCGCUGCCGGUUAGUAGUGUCUUUCUUUGAAAAAGUAGAAGUUAUACAAUUUCAGGUUGCUUGGAUAUCAACUCGUCGAUUAAAGGAGCUCGUUUCGUUCGAUUCUGCGACUCUUUCAAUGUUCCUAUCAUCACCUUAGUUGAUGUUCCUGGGUUCCUUCCUGGUGAGUUCUUGGGAGCUUCAGAUCAGUUUUGAACCAUUUGGCGGAAAUAAAAAUGCUGCGAAAAAUCACAAGUUUCUAGAUAAAACCUUGAAACAGAAAGGUUUGACUAGGGAACGUUUUUCACUCACGGUGGAACAUUUGACUAAAUUUUUCUGCAAAGUACUUAAGUACCUCCUAAUUGCAGAAAAAAAUUCUCGCAAUAGAUCUUUUUUUCGAGUCAUAGAGCUUCAAAGUCCGCAAAAUACACAAAAUGAGACAAAAAAGCGCUGGUUCACGCUUUUUUGUCAUAAUUUGCGGACUUUAAAGCGUUCCCGGGUGAACUUUUGGUACUCAUGACAAAAAUUAUGAAACUUUAUGUGUAAACAGUUUCGUCAAGCAAAAUGAUUACUGUGUCUUUCAGGAACUUCCCAAGAAUACGGCGGUAUUAUCCGCCACGGAGCGAAGCUUCUCUAUGCAUAUGCUGAAGCCACCGUCCCCAAAAUUACGAUCAUCACCCGCAAAGUUUGAUUGAAUCAACUUCUCUUGAGAAAAAGUACUUGACAGGCCUUUGGUGGAGCCUACGACGUCAUGGCUUCGAAACAUCUUCGUGGAGACAUCAACUACGCCUGGCCCACCGCUGAAGUUGCCGUUAUGGGAGCCAAGGUUGGGCAAAAAAAUAGAGGAAAGUGAAAAUUUCACUUCAGGGAGCUGUUUCCAUUCUGUUCCGAAACGACAAAGCGAAUGCGGCCAAGCAUGAGGAGGAGUACACAGAGCUUUUCAGCAACCCGUUCCCGGCCGCAGUUCGAGGUUUUUUCUUCUUCCUGAUCAAAUAAUCUCAAAAAAUCGAAAAUUUCGGUUAUAUCUGAAGUUGGAUUCAAGAACUUGAAAAGCUAAAAGAAACCUGUUCUGAGUGAGUAUAAAAGUGAAAUUGUCGAAUUUAUGAAAGAUUUUCCGUAUGUAAAAUCAAAAAAAUCAAGAAUAAUCAAAAAGUUCUCGCCGUACUGACGUCAUCAAUCCAUAUCUGUAAAUAAUUUGAUAGAGCCGCAAAAUUAAAAAAACGAUCUUAAAAAUAGUGCAGUUCAGCUGAAAAAAUCAGAUGAGAAAGGAAGAUACAUAUUACUAAUUCAAUCACAACACACCACUUAAAAAUGCGAAAAUUUUUUCUGUAGACGAAAAUCAUUGUUUCCCUUAUGAAACAUUAAACUUUAGGGCAUCUUGGAUCAAAACCUCCCAAUAAAACUUAUCUAUUCCGAAGCUGAAUUUUCAACAUUUUCAGGCUUUAUCGAUGAUAUCAUCAAGCCGUCCGAGACCCGAAAGCGCGUGUGCGAUGACCUCAACAUGCUCGAAGGGAAGAAACUGACCAACCCAUGGAAGAAGCACGGCAACAUCCCCUUGUAA
Messenger RNA from Caenorhabditis auriculariae, 4667 nucleotides. The record is from the annotation of a GenBank genome assembly. Lineage: Eukaryota; Metazoa; Nematoda; Chromadorea; Rhabditida; Rhabditidae.